Messenger RNA from Periconia digitata, 965 nucleotides. The record is from the annotation of a GenBank genome assembly. NCBI's taxonomy places the organism in Eukaryota, Fungi, Ascomycota, Dothideomycetes, Pleosporales, Periconiaceae.
CGCCAUCCCCGAAGUCCCCGACGGUCUCCUAAACACCACCCCACCAACAUCCCAAUCCACCCUACAAGUCCAAUACGGCAACAACCACGCCGCCUCCCAAAUACCCUCACGACUCGCAUCUACAAUGACGACCUUCAAAUCUUUCAAGCCCUCCAAACUCCCCAGAAUCUCCCACGCUUUCUCCCAAUUCGCAGAAUCCUCAGGGUAGGCUAGGGCGUUGGACUGUCCGGCGCGGCGGUAGUAAGGCAAAGCGCGGAUGGUCCAGCGGAGGCGGAGAGUUCGGAUAUGAGACAGGGUGCAGAAAGGGACGCGAGUGGGGAGGUAAAGGAGAUGAGUUAUAUGCAGGAGAGAAAAGUAUUUGGGAAUACGCACAUCCUCCAGCACACUCUCAACAUCUUUGUACUCGACCCCUCUAGCCGCGCACUCUGUGACUUCCCGCCUACCAGAACUUUGCACCGGCAUAAUUCCCCGUUCUCUGCGGUGUCAUGGCUUGAUGAAAACUCAUCGCUCUCAGAUUCAUCGCGACACAAAAAAUGCGCGAAUCGUUUCUUCGCGCCAAGCGUCAAAUGCACAGUCUCCUCGCCCAUGACAUAUGCAUACACCAUAUUCCUCACCUCCGGCGGGAGCUUGCUGAAGAACAAACUUUGACUCUGCAGAUGCACACGCGGUUCAAUUCCGUCGACGUCAUCGGAGAGGGAAAGUGCAGAGCGCUUGCGGUGGCGGUUGUGACGGAAACUUGUCGAGUGGUAGGACCUGUUGCCUGAUUGGAGCGUAUUUGAUGUAGAAGAAUCCAGAACAGAGAAUUUCGAGAGGACUUUUGGGAGAUGGAGAAGGGAUGUGGUGAUGGAUUUGGGUUUUUGAGGGGAAGAAGAAGCGUGAUCGAUGUCGUGUGGCGUCCAGCGUAUGGUUGGGGUAUGUGGGAGGAGACCGAGGAGUUUGUUAUGCAUUGUCAUUCUGACUGGAGG